AUGGCUCCCAGUUACACCCGUAUUGUCUCCCUACUCCUCCUGCUGGCCAUCCAUGCAGUAGGAGUUCUCUCGAACUGGGGCCCCUACGCGGCUAGCAAAGACCAAGGAUUAAGAAAUAUACAAAACGAUGUGCUUGCAAAAGUAUCACGAGAACAAGCAUUACAUCUUGAAAGAGGCGGUUUGUACUACAAGCGGAACGACGAAGACGUUAAUUUACCCGAAAAAUACUUUCAACCAGCUCUCGAACAUGCUAAGAAGAAUGGGGUCAAGUAUGUUGAUUCACGUGACCGGUAUCUUUACUUUUAUAGCAUCAUCGAACCCAAAACCAAUCUGGGCAAAGAAUUGAACCUCAAAAGUCUUGGCAAGCACGCAUACUCCAGCGUCCUAUGGGAAUACAACCCGAACGACAACAAAAUUGAUAUCGUUUCUGUCGCAAGAGUCCAGCCCACCAUCAUAGAAAAACAAUACAACCCCAACUUCAAAUGGAAGAUGCAGCCUUUCGAAGAAGCACUGCGGCUUGUGCACUAA
Messenger RNA from Ustilago hordei, 528 nucleotides. RefSeq lists its product as uncharacterized. Bases 1 to 528 code for a protein of 175 amino acids. NCBI's taxonomy places the organism in Eukaryota, Fungi, Basidiomycota, Ustilaginomycetes, Ustilaginales, Ustilaginaceae. The transcript has a single exon. The record is from RefSeq and is a predicted model, not a curated record.